This is a messenger RNA of Physcomitrium patens, 5499 nucleotides long. RefSeq lists its product as uncharacterized. The record is from RefSeq and is a predicted model, not a curated record. Lineage: Eukaryota; Viridiplantae; Streptophyta; Bryopsida; Funariales; Funariaceae.
CCACGUUUCUUCUCCCUGAGCUAGUUUUUUUUUGUGGUCUACGAAUGGCUAUGACUGUGGUCGUGAUUGAUGCGCCCAGACCAAUCCCUUCAAUGAGUUCUUCAAGUCGAAACCAAUUCUGUAGGUUAAAAUCGCUCAUGGCAUUCUCGAGCAUGAGCUCCACGUCGAUGAGUCACUGUAGGUCGCUUCUCCCUACAGUUCAUGGGAGGCAGGUUACAUUCCGGCUUUCACAGCAAGAGAGACUCUGCAUCUGCAGUUAGAGAGAGAGAGAGCGAUAGCGAGAGUGUUAUUAUUUAGCUGUCUUUGAGAUUUUGGGUUGAAACAUUUACACGAAUCCGGGCUUGCACACAAUGUCGCUAUGUAAGGCAAGUACCUCACUAAAGAGAGGCCUAGAGUUUGGUACUGGUUGGGAUAUUUGGAUCUUUGCCACUCGGAGCCGGCUAUUGCCUCCGGUCGCUAUGUUCCCAACAUCGCCUACGAGGACUUCUUCCUCCUCCGUAACUAAGUACCCAUUCUAAUUUCAGUGGUCCCUCUUCCUGUUUGUUGUGAACAUUAUCUUCUCUGGUGGUGAGGUUUGGUGCAAUGUGGAUACAAACACCAAACCACGAUCUUGUCUUAUCCUCACCUAGCCUUAGGCCAGCGGCUGUGAACAUCUGCGAACUUCGCUGAUUUUUCCGAACCUCUUUUGUAGGAGACAUCGCUUCUGGAUUCAUAAAUUUAAACUUGUCGUAAAUAGUUGGGGUGUUGCCCUUCGUCUUCAACGACCUCUAAAUCUGGAGUGCACCCUUACUUCAUCCUCAGCUCUAUUCUCUUUGACGUCAUAUUCCUUCUUAAACCCUUUAAUUGUUAAGGUUAUUGUCAUUGGAUCGCUUUAAGUUAAACUUUUAACCUCAAUCAGAGGACUCUUAGUAGCCUUUGACUCGGAGAUGCUUCAUGAAGAGACCAGGUUUCGAUCUAGUUUCAUGCAAUUUACUUGUUAAGUCCUUAUUUCUGUCUAACUUGUGAAGUGGACAGAUGAGACCUAACAGGCUACGUAACAUGGUUUCUUUCCCUUCUGACAGCAAUACUCUGCAGUUUAGACUCCUUUUGCUUCCCUCUUCGGAAUUAAUGGUAGCCAGGUUCACAUCAAUGCGAAGUUGACUGUCACUGAUGUCGGUAGACUAUUCAUUGCCUUCCUAUCCAGCUACACUGUGAUUUGAAGAACUGCAGUCCUUCGCCUGUAAAAAGCAGAAAUAAUUUCUUUUGACCCAAGUGAUGCACGAUUGUAUUGUCGAAACAACUUUGUGUCAAAACCUGAAACCAAAUCCCCUAAAUUUCGAGCUACAUAGGAUGGUGUUGUCUCCACGGACAUUCUAGUCUCCUGAUAAAGUAGGCUCACGUUGCUCGAAGAAGUGCGACUUCAAUGGAGGAGAUGGUUCAAUCGUGGUUCAACAAAGAGGUGGUUCUGAGAGGAGGAGCUUCUCCGCCUUCUACGAUAUCGGGACCUCUGCAUCUGCUUAAAUGCUUUUACUAAUGUUCUGGAGGCCAACCACAUUCUAGACCAAAGAUCUUUUGACACCAGAAAAAUGGACAAGUUUCAGGAGAAAGAAUCGUCUAAGCGGAGCUGGCCUGGAAGAAGAAAUCUAAUGAAAAGGGAUCCGUGGCGCCAGAGCUUGCUGGAGCUUCACCAGUCCAUUCUUCCAGACUCAUCGAUGAUCAUCAGAAAUGGGACUAUCACCAUCAGGAACUGUCAAAGCACUUGCACCAAGCGUCACCUCCACGGGUGCCCCCUGUCCUGCCGAAGCAUGCCAAGCUGGACGUUAAGGAUGGCCAUGAGCAGGCCAGAGACUCCCACGAGCGCUGUCGCGAGGCUUUGAACGAAGCCAGGAGUCAGUGGAAGCAAUCCGAGGAGCGAGCUCUAACAAUGAAUGAGAAGCUGAACGAGAAGCUGGCUAAUGCCCUUGCGGAUAUUUCUACCAAAGAUAACCUAGUAAAGCAACAUGUCAAAGUGGCGGAGGAGGCUGUCACAGGAUGGGAGAAGGCGGAGGCAGAAGCAGUGGCCAUGAAAGCACAGUUAGAUGUGGCUCUGCAACAAAAGCUGGCUACUGAGGACCGUGUUGCGCACUUGGAUGGGGCGCUGAAGGAGUGCAUGAAGCAGUUGAGGCAUGUGAGGGAGGAGCAGGAGCAACGUAUUCAUGACACUCUUGUCAAGAAAUCGCGCGAGUACGACAAAUUGCGCAUUGAGAUGGAAACAAAGUUGGCCGAAUCAUCUCAUAUUCUAUCCCAGACACGAUCAGAUCUUCUGGAGUCCAGAGCAGAAGUGACAGCCCUUAGCCACGCCUUGCAGGAACGUUCGAGAGGCUUAGCGGAGUUGAGCGAGGUGAAGGGGCGAGCUGACACAGAAAUCAAAGUGCUUCAGGUGAGGCUGGAAACUAUUGAGAAGGAAAACUCUCAACUCAAGUAUGAAGUGCAUGUGCUUAACAAAGAGCUUGAAAUACGGAGUGAGGAGAGGGAGUACGAGCGCAAGGCUGUUGAUAUGGCGUCCAAGCAACACCUUGAGAGCGUGAAGAAAAUCACGAAGCUGGAAGAGGAAUGUAAUCGACUGCGUCUGUUGGUUCGCAAAAAGCUUCCAGGUCCAGCAGCAAUCCAGAGGAUGCGGAUGGAGGUGGAAGGCAUUGGAAAAGACAACAAUGACAAGGCUCGGCGUCGCUCAUUAGGCCGGAGUGCGAGCAGCGUGGACCAGUCCUCAGCUGAACCAAUGCAAGAAAAUGGAAAUGGAAAUGAAAAUGGUAGGCGAAGUCGAGAGGCUCAGAUGUUGGCAGAGCGAGUGGUGGCCAUGGAUGAGGAGAUGAAAAUGUUGAAGAAUUCACUCGCGCAACGAACCGGGGAGCUCCAAGUGGCCCGCCUCAUGUGCUCCAAAACUGCAUCGCGCCUCUCAGUCGUGGAGGAAGAACUUAACCAAGCAAAACUUCAUCACGAACCAACACAACAAGUGUCUGAAUCUGAUCCUACGAAACAAGGAAAAGGCUCAACGGGAAGCUUCACCGACACACGGCGAGACUCCCAAAACUUCGAGCUCAUGGACGACUUCGCUCUCAUGGAGCAGUUGGCAAUGAAGGAAGCUUUGACCGAAUCCGGAAUUUCUACGCAUAGUACAGUGCUCGUGUCUCAUGAAAUCGAUUCAACAUCAACUACUACUGCAGGGUCGAUGCACCAGAAGGUCUUAGAGUUGGAGGAGUCCAUAGCAGCUAAAGUACGUGAGCUAGAAGAAUCCAAGGAUCUCUGCCAAGACCUUAAGUCAAAGCUUGCAGCGGCUGAGGAUCUAAUUGCUGUGUUGCAAACUCGAAAUUCAGCCAACGAGACCACUUUGAUUAACCUGCAAGACCAGCUCGAUCGACUGAACGAGGCCCGUCUUGAGCAAGAAAUUGGUGGUGAACAUGCUUCGACACCGAUUUCAUCCAAGAGGCUCUCGGGAUACACCAUCAAAGACAUCCUCGUUAGGGAAAGAUCAAAGAGAGGAACUCAAGUGUCUUCAGACGCGAGCUCCUCUGAAUUAGGAGAAGUCCAUGAGGAUCACACGUCCAUCUCCGACGCUGAGUCGAAGGCCAGCACCGUGCACUCGGAGUUAGCAGUUGCAGUAUGUAAGAUAUUACAUAUCGUGGAAGCUUUGGCCCAGGCUACCGGAAAUGAGCACAGUCCAUUGAACUCUAAUCACUCCGACGUGACAGUUGGCGAAAUAUGGUUGCAAUUUGAAUGGGAGAACAUGGCGCUGGACAACACGAUGCGCAACCUUGCCCACGUUAGCAAUAGGUUCCUGCAAGGGAAGUAUGAUCUUAUCGACUUUGUGACAGAGUUGGGGACAGCCUUGGACUCCAUUAUGGCUCUCAAAUCGAACGAAGGCGCAAGGCAUAGAGGAGAAGAGAGCAAUGAAGAGAUAGCAAGCGUCCACCAGGAGGCUCACAAGGAUCUAGAACGGCAGAGUGAGGAGUUUGCCGAUCUGAAUGCUGAGCUUGACAGGCUAAAAUCUGAGAAAGCAGAGACCGAGAGGCUCUUGGAGGAGGCAAACGAGCAGUUAGAGGUGUUCAAGGUCCAGCCACAUGAAUGGAAGCAACUGGUUUCCGACAGGAAUAUGUUAUUACACGAUCAGCAGGAGGCUGAAUCUCCAGAUACUGACAAUGGAAAGGAUCAAGAUGACAUCAUCGAAGAAGAGUUGAUGCAGCUAUCAUCUUCGAACCCCGCCCUUCGAGCUGCAAGUGGGGAGCUUAGUAAAUUGCAAGACAAGGUGGCUGCUCUGGAAAGGGAGUUGAAUGGUGAACGCCAGCGCUAUGAAAGUGUUUCCACUCAGCUUACAGUGCUUCAGCAGCAAAUCCGGAGAGGACAUGCUGUCAGCAGUGAAAUUUCCGGGCUCUCUCACGGGGAGUUUUCAAGUCACUCUACGUCGGAUGAAGACGAAGACGACACCAAAUCCCUUAAGCAACGGAGAAGUGAGGCAGCAAAGCAGGAGGAGGAGGAGCGGCAGAUAGCAGCAGCGGCACUGGCCGAGUGCCAGAGGACCAUUCUAGUUCUGGGGAAGCAAUUAAAAUCCAUGGGCGCCACCAUUUCACCUCCACCUGACCUUCCCUCGUCAAACUCCUCCGAAUCAGCAAACUCCAUACAAAAGAUGACUGAGAACAUGGAGCUUCUCCGGUGGCAGACCGAAGCAGGAUCCACCUUGAGCAUACAUAACCACAUUCCGUCGGGGGUGAAGGACCGCUCCGGCCCUGGAUCUCCAUGGAACAACCACGCUGGACCUCGCCGGGCACCUCGCAGCCCCAGCCCAGCGCCACGAAACGGUGACUCCAGCUUUUACCUCCGAGCAGAGAAUGGGACCAGCUAUGGCAACACUGGUUGCAAAGGGCCGCAAACAGGCUUCUCUUCUCCGUCAUGCUCCGAGUACUCCCCCCACGAGCCUCUCUCCAUUCCAGGGUCUCCCUCCCGGGGCUCUGGAGCAACCCCCCAAUCCAACGGCAGCCCUCGUGGCUUCAACGCAGAUCCAGUCGCAGCCAAUUUCAGCCGCUUCUACUCACUCUCUUCUGGCGCAACCUGAUCCAUCUCUUGCAUCGGAACUGUACCCACAAUUCAGUCCCAUCGAUUAGUUCAUGUCACAGUAGUGGCUCUGCUCUUGAAGCUGUCGGCCGAAAGCUGCACUGCGCAAUCACGUAACGUGCUUGUCUUCACUUGAGUUGUGAAACAAUGCAUUAUUGACAGGUGGGUGUCACCUUUAAGUUUCUAUGGCUCUUCAUCAUCAUCUUCAGCUUCCACUGCUGUAAAGGUGUUAUAUAUGGAUGUUUUCAAAGCACUGGGUUGAAGGUUUCGUAAUGUUUUAUUGCCGAUGGCCUUGGUUAGCCCCCGUUGCGCCGCAGUGUCUCUCAUCUUGAGUAUAGCCAUUGCAUAUAUGUAUAUGUGUGUGUUUGAACAAUUGUUUUCAUUACAUGUAGAUAAUAUAAUGUAAUAUGAGUCGUGACAACUGUUUUCAGUCCA